Messenger RNA from Botrytis deweyae, 1600 nucleotides. RefSeq lists its product as uncharacterized. Gene Ontology annotation, biological process: medium-chain fatty acid catabolic process; medium-chain fatty acid biosynthetic process. The transcript has 5 exons. The coding region runs from base 244 to 1515 and encodes 423 amino acids. NCBI's taxonomy places the organism in Eukaryota, Fungi, Ascomycota, Leotiomycetes, Helotiales, Sclerotiniaceae. The record is from RefSeq and is a predicted model, not a curated record. Gene Ontology annotation, molecular function: acetylesterase activity; monoacylglycerol lipase activity.
CUGUACAUCUGCUGGCGUGUGUACUUCACUACUUAUAAUCUGUUCAAUCUCCCUUUCUUUUUUUCUUGUACCAAUUUCAACUCGUUUCCCGUUCGAUAGAUGUAUGUAUAUCUAGUACAAUCUAUCAAUCUAUCAAUCUGUCAAUCUGUCUUUCGUUAUUACAAAAAGCGACCAUUUCACGCCCCAUUACACCAAAACAGUUCUAGAAGCUUUUAAAUAAAAGUUAUUCAUAAUCCAAUUAGGAUGGAGUGGCUUGGACAUGCAAAGAUUGGAUUUACCCAUCCUCCAAAUCCCAUAAGCCUCAAAAGUAAAGAUGGUUCUACAACAGAUCUUCUCAAGAUAUGUGAAGAGUCAACUCCGCCAUGUCGUCUCAACCCCCUUUUAUUCAAUGGUCACAUGCAAACGUUCUGGACCGUUGUAAAGAACGAUGGACCUCCUAUUUACUAUAAACGAAAGCUCUUUGAGAAUGAGGAUCCAGCUUUCCAAGGCUCUUUUGCUGUUGAUUUCGUAGUCCAUGAGCCAUAUAGCGAGGUUGAUGAUACUUUGCCUAUUCGUACUACAUACUAUACGGAUGAAGAGUUCUCAGGGAUUGCAUCUUUAGAUAGUCGGCCAAUGCUCGUGACUUUACAUGGACUUUCCGGUGGUUCUUACGAGAUCUAUCUCAAGCAUGUAUUGGAGCCUUUGGUUGGAGCCGAUCAUGCUUCAAAAUGGGAGGCAUGCGUUAUCAAUAGUCGUGGAUGUGCCAAACAUAAAAUCACGAGCAGUGUACUGUACAAUGCAAGAGCUACAUGGGAUACUCGACAGACAAUUGCUUGGCUGAGAAAGACCUUUCCCAACAGGCCUUUGUUUGGUAUCGGUUUCUCUCUAGGAGCUAACAUUCUUACCAAUUAUAUCGCCGAAGAAGGAGAUGCAUGCGUCCUCAAAGCCGCCGUCGUUUGUUCCAACCCCUGGAACUUAGAUGCUGGAUCACUCGCUCUCCAAAGAACCUGGCUUGGAAGAGAAGUUUACUCCAAGACCAUGGGUAGCAAUAUGAAAAGACUCGUUGAACUUCAUCAUGACCAGAUCAUCAAAAAUCCAAAGAUUGAUUUUGACAAGAUUAGGAACAUCACCUACCUACACGAAUUCGAUCGACAAAUUCAAGGUCCUGCUUGGGGUUACCCUACAGAGGGUGCAUACUACAGAGACGCUUCAUCAACAGAUUCGCUACUGGCUGUGAAAAUUCCUUUCUUUGCUAUAAAUGCUGAGGAUGACCCUAUCGCUACCGGUGAAUGCUUACCACGUGAAGAAAUCAAGAAGAAUCCAUACACAGUGCUGUGUACCACAUCUCUAGGUGGCCACUUAUCAUGGUUUGAGAUCGGGGGUCACAGGUGGCAUGCUCGCCCAUGUGUCAACUUCCUGAACAAAAUGGCUUUUGAAGUACAACUUGACACCAUUGUUCCUCCUGACGCACACGAUUCCGCUGAUCUGAGUCCCCCUCGCCCUAGAUUUCAACCGAUGGUUCGAAAAUGGACUUGAGGUUCCGCUAUUAUAAGCAACUUGAACUGAAGAUGUUAGAAUAGAGCGAGGCAUGUUUUAUAGACUUUAUUUAGAUAUCGUAGCA